Messenger RNA from Oxyura jamaicensis (ruddy duck), 4902 nucleotides. It is a transcript of the gene ADGRF5, whose product is annotated as adhesion G protein-coupled receptor F5. Gene Ontology annotation, molecular function: G protein-coupled receptor activity. Gene Ontology annotation, cellular component: membrane. Bases 353 to 4330 code for a protein of 1325 amino acids. NCBI's taxonomy places the organism in Eukaryota, Metazoa, Chordata, Aves, Anseriformes, Anatidae. The transcript is spliced from 22 exons. Gene Ontology annotation, biological process: cell surface receptor signaling pathway; G protein-coupled receptor signaling pathway. The record is from RefSeq and is a predicted model, not a curated record.
GGUAAUUAUACUUGUUCCUGUGUCUCAGUUUCCCUUUGAGGGAGGUCAAAAUAAUCUGGGCUGUAGCAGCAAGAUGAUGAUGUUUAAGAUGGAUCUAAUUAGAAGACUGCUUUGAAUCACCUGCAAAGGUCUGUAUCCAGGGGAAGUCUCACUUUAGAUGAAUCUCUCUAAGAGCCAUCUUCAGUGAGAAACUCCGUCAAAUGCCUGCAGGAAACCCAGGUCAGUGACAUCAGGUAUAUUGCUGGAUCAUUGCUGUCCUCUAUCCAUUCACAAGGCUGUACAGCAAAGUUGACGACAAAAUGCCAUCCCUGCUUACUGCAGCUCUCCACUGCCUGUUUCUACUGGUCACAGCAUGUUGCCAUACACUACAGGCCUCAGACUUCGACCCGUUCACACAAUAUGUAGUGAUAAGCUGGGAGGGGAAAGCGUUCACUCAGAGCAGCAAAGGCAGAAGCCAAAUGUGCUGCUUUUCUACCUUCCGCCUCUGGAGUAUACCGUUGACAUUGAAAUAAUUCUUACGAAUCCAGAUUUGUUCUCACUAGUCGCACAGUAUUACAAAUGCCAUAAUCUUCAAAUUUCAGCAAAUAUUUCAGAUGUAGAAAUGAGCAUUUCAAGCAUCAACGUUACAGCAGUUUGUCCGCCCAGUGGUGAGAACGUGAGCUGUUGUUAUUGUGAAGAUGGAUUGUACAAUGACUCGAAAGCCUGCCCUCCUGUCAGCCUAUCAUCCAAAACGUCCUGUGGCUAUAUCAAGGAUAUGCCCUUCUACAGGAUUCACUGUGAGCCUGAGCCUUACAUUGGAGACCCACAUCGUACAGGAGAUCCUGUUGAUAUUCAUAUGUCAGUCACACUUGACCAAGUCUUUUCUGAUAAUCUCAGGAAUUCUUCUUCAGAGUUAUACAAAACAUACAAAGAUGACCUUGAAAAAGCGUUUCUUCAGAGCUACACAUGCUUAUCAGGCUUUCUAUCAGUAACAGUAACUGGUUUCAGACCUGGAAGUGUCUCUGUGAACUACGAAGUAAAAGCAAGAGCAGCAACCUUCAGUGACAUACACAAUUCCAACAAGCUUGUACCAAAAUUUCUAGAUCCAUUGUACCAUCUAAUACCCAGCUCCUUCACAACAGAAAUAACUAAUCAGACAAACUUCACUGUGAGUCCUGUGGACAUUUUUGAAGGGGAUACAGUAACACUGAUGUGUGAGAUAAAUGCAGAAUCUGGGAGUGCAACCUGGUAUCACUCCAAUCAGACCAUCUCAGACAGCUCCCGGCAUUCGCUGGAGACAAAAUUUACAACUGGAAUAUCAAGAUCAACUCUUAAGAUUACCAACAUUACAACGGAGGAUUCUGGUUCCUAUACGUGUGUUUUCUCAAACAUUAGUGACCAUUACAAGCUGAUAUACAAAGACAUGCAAGACAUACCAGUAUCUUCACUAAGCAUCAUUUCAUACUCAGACGACACGAAAAUUACCUGCAAUGGUCCUGACAUUCAAGCAACAAGUACCUUGCUGUUCUGUUGUUUAAACAUAUACUCACCAUCAAUUAGGAGUGACUGGAAGUUAAAUGGAUCAAGCGCUGUUGCAGGAGUCCCCACUGACAAAAAAAACUGCACUGAAUAUGAGCUCAACAUCACCGAAUCACUGUGCGUAGCUGAGAAGUUGAGUACAGUGACAACAUAUACGUGUGAGUUCCUGAGUGGACAUGGUGCCAGGACCAGUCAAAACAUCAGAGUGACAUACUUACGGACAGACUAUGUAAGAAUAUCUUCAAGUGUAAACACAUCAGUUUCUGAAGGAAAGGGAUUCAACCUAACGUGCAAAGGCAAUGUGAGCGAUUAUGACAGCAUUAUUUGGGAAAUCCAGUCUGGAGAUAAAAUACAAAGAGUAGAAUGUGCUUCAUGCAUCAGAACCGACAAAUCCAUAGCCACAUCUGUGCUCUCAGUGAAUCUUGCCACUCAGGACUGGAAUGGCACCUACAUCUGUACUUUCUCCAACAAGUCUUCGAACACUUCUGCCAAUGUGACUAUCAAUGUUAUUCCCUUGCCUCUGAAACAGAACAUCUGGCUAGACCCCAUUAAAACAUCUAUAAAGUGCAAAACUCCACAACGCUUCAACUGCUGCAUAAGUGCUAACACUGUAGAAGAUUACAAUGUUACAUUUGUGGUUGGAGAAAAAGAGUUUCAACUUGGAAAAAAAGAACACGGAAAUUUCUUGUGCUACUCGUACGAUUACAAUGAAACAGAAUGCAGAAAAUGGGAGGAAAGUCUCAAGGUGUAUUACAGGUUUGUUAACAGCGUGGAACAGGAGGUCGAGAGUGAAAACAUAGAACUGAGGUGGAUACCUGAAAGCAAAAUUUCCUGCUCAGAAAAUGAUGUUUUUGGAGCGGAAGAGGACACAUUAAUAAAGCCAUGCCCUCUGUUAAAUAAUACUUUUAUCCGAGGCACUGAAAUUUACAAGUGCAAUGAGAAAUCAUGGAAGCCGAAAAGGAAUAACUGCGUGUCUGAACAAAUAAACAACCUACUGAUUAGAGCGGAGUCCUUGGUCAACAGUCCUGUGGCAAAAACAGACUUGCCCAUCUUUCUUCAGCAACUCCUGAAUGAGACAGAACUCCAGCAAAAUGUCAAUUCUUCAGCAGACCUAGCUGCAGUUGUUAACAUCCUGUAUAAUAUCUCUGCUAUCCCAGCAGAUGCAAGCAAGUCCACUAUUGAGGCCUUCUUAUCUACAGUGGACAAUAUUGUUAAUGGUUCCAAAAUGGAAUUUUGGGCAGAGCUGAAUAAGAGGAACGCACCCAGCAGUUCUCUUUUACUGAAUUCAGUAGAAAGAUUUUCUGAGAAUCUCCAGCCAGUUAAUAAUACCUUUCCUCAUGUCAGCACUAAAACCCUUGAGCUACAAGGUAUGGUUGUCACAGAAAACAGGCACGCGGACUAUAAUAAGGACUUCAACCAAGUAGGAAACCUCAGUGCUAAUGUGUUAAUUGAGAAAUCUGUGACUCUACCCCCAAAUUCAACCAUUGUCAGUGUGGCCUGCUCAGCUAUUGGACAGAUUUUGCCUAAGAAUGAUAAUGUAUACGUGAAUAGCUUAGUGGUAAUAACAACUAUGAGCUGCAAGAGACCCCAGAACUUCUACAUUAAUAUGACCUUUCAAAAAGCAAACCUGUCUCUAAACACACCAAAAUGUGUCUUUUGGAACUUCAGCCUCAAUGAAAACAGAGGAAAAUGGGUUGAUUAUGGUUGCAUACCGACAGAGGAAAAAGGCAACGUUACUUGCUCCUGCAAUCACUUGACACCAUUCUCCAUUUUGAUGUCACUUGUAAAACCAUCUGACAAUCUUCCUGCAGAUUAUAUUACCCACAUUGGCCUGGCCAUUUCAAUUGUGAGUUUAAUGGUCUGCAUUAUAAUUGAAUCCUUAGUUUGGAAAAAUGUAACAAACAACACAACCUCCUACAUGCGCCACGUCUGUAUAUUCAACAUAGCUACGUCACUCCUAGUUGCUGACAUUUGUUUCAUUGUCAAUACUUACACCAAUGAUCAAAAUGCAAAGAAAAAAAGAGAGAUUUGUAUUGCAGCCACCUUCUUCAUCCAUCUAUUCUACCUGUGUGGCUUAUUCUGGAUGCUCAGCCUUGGCCUCAUUCUUUUCUACAGAUUGGUCUUCAUCUUCCAUAACACAAGUAAGACCAUCCAGAAAGUAGUGGCAUUCUGUCUGGGAUAUGGGUGCCCCUUUGUCUUUGCAGUUAUUACCAUUGCUGUCACACUGCCACAGAACAAUUAUACCAAAAAGGAUGGCUGCUGGCUCAACUGGAAUGACAGCAAAGCUGCCUUAGCCUUUAUCAUACCUGCCCUGGCUAUUGUGGCCAUGAAUUUGUUCAUCACCGGAGUUGUUAUAAUAAAAAUACUGAGGCCAAACAUUGGGGACAAGACCAACAAGCAGGAGAGAAAGACUUUGUUUCAAAUCGGCAAAAGUCUGGCCAUCUUGACACCACUGUUAGGCCUUACCUGGGGAUUUGGUCUUGCUACCAUCAUCGAAAAUGACCAAAAAGCUUUCCACAUCGUCUUUUCUCUGCUCAAUGCUUUGCAGGGAUUAUUCAUUUUGGUGUUUGGGACUCUCUGGGAUAAGAAGAUAACAGAAGCCCUGCUGAAGAGGAAUUCUCUGUCCAGAUGGAGUUCACAGCAAACAAAGUCAACCUCCCUGAUCUUGGUGACACCAAUGUUCUCUAUGGCCUACCCGCUUUCAAGAACCUUCAACAACUUAUGUGGCAAAACAGGAAAAUACACAGUAUCUUCUUCAGAGCCAUCCAGCUCUUCUGAAAACACUUCCAAGUCAUAUUCUUUGCUAAACUGAGGCCCUGCAAAUGCUAAACUGUUUAACUGUGAAAGGACCUCUGCCUUUUCCAAGACACACACAAAAAGCGUCUGUGAGUCGUCAAGCAGUGGACUGCUUCCCAUUGACUAUACUGUGCCUUGGUGCAUUCUUCUGGAAUAAUCCUUUCUGGUUAACAUGUAAGGCAGGGAAGCUUUGUGAGGAGGAAUUUUACAGGGACUGCCAAUACCAGAAGAAAUGACAAGACGUUUGAAGCUUGGAAGGAUUAGAAGGCCUUCAAGUGCUGGUAAAGACAUUGAAGAACCCUUGGCCUAAAAGAGGGUGCUUAGCACUGUGCAGUACUGAGCCAUGAAUCACAGUGCUACACACCGCUGUUGUCCAGUGGUUUUCAUAUUUCUCCUACCAAAUCUCUGAAUGAUUCCAAAACCCUGUGUAGAUAAACAAUUACCCCAUAGCUUCUCACCUGCCCUCCUAUUACGGUCUGGAAAGCUAUUGGGUAUAAUGCUCUCUGAUUUCUAUUUAAUAUUUCCUGGAGCCAAAGAUUCAAAACUGAGAAGGCCUAUUUCAGAUCUUCACUUCUGACUCAUAAAAAA